Oncorhynchus gorbuscha (pink salmon) is the source of this 4420-nucleotide messenger RNA. RefSeq names its product zinc finger protein 79-like. Gene Ontology annotation, molecular function: RNA polymerase II cis-regulatory region sequence-specific DNA binding; DNA-binding transcription factor activity, RNA polymerase II-specific. Gene Ontology annotation, biological process: regulation of transcription by RNA polymerase II. NCBI's taxonomy places the organism in Eukaryota, Metazoa, Chordata, Actinopteri, Salmoniformes, Salmonidae. The record is from RefSeq and is a predicted model, not a curated record. Gene Ontology annotation, cellular component: nucleus. The transcript has 2 exons. Bases 99 to 1313 code for a protein of 404 amino acids.
CCAUAACACCAUAGGAGAAAAUUAGCAAUUUUUUUGUAUAGUAAAGAAAGACCCACAGCCCGAACUAAAUUGGCUCCCCAACUCUCAUUCGACUGAAAAUGUCUAAACUACAGUCGUUUCGUGUGUUUUUAAAUGAGCGCUUAACGGAGGCUGCUGUGGAGAUUUUUGGUGCAGUUGAGAAAGCGGUAGUGGAGUACCAGGAGGAGAAUGAUCGGCUACGGAGAAUGCUGCGAAUCACACCGGAGAUAAAACUAUGUGGAAUAGGCUCCCUGCAGCUCUCUCUUGCUGUCGCUGAAGAGGCGGUUCCCCCUGAGCAGCAACACUGUGAGCAGGAGUGGAGCCACAGUCUGGGGCAGGAGGACCCAGGGCACACACAGAUUAAAGAGGAACAGGAGGAACUCUGGACCAGUCAGGAGGAAGAACAGCUUCAAGGGCUGGAGCCUGAUAUCAUAGAGUUCAAAUUUACUCCUUCCUGUGUGAAAAGUGAAUGUGAUCAGGAGGACCCACUUCAGUCGUUAACUCUUCCCCUAACCCAGACUAUGGAGAACAGAGAGCGUGACUCUACACCAGUGGAUCUCAAACCUUGUGGCACUGUUACCAACCUAAAGGGUCUUGACAUUCCUUGUGACCGUCCAAGUGAUCAAAACAAUGCCUCUGGCCACAGCUCAGCGGUAAGCAGCCACCCAGUAGGACUUUACAGCAGCCCACCAAUGGAUGCCAACGCACCAUUGGGGGAACGCCGUUCUAAACCCAGCACCACAUCUAUACAUAUUCACUGCUGCCAUGACUGUGGUGAAACAUUUGCUCUGAAAGCUGACCUGCAGAGGCAUUUGACUCACCCCAAGAAGAGUGAAUGCCGCUUAUGCAAAAAACACUACAACUCCACCUGUAAACUGAAGACCCAUGUUCGACUCUGUCAGGGUGGGAAACCCUGCCUUGUUUGUGGCGAGACCUUCAGAUACAAAGGAGAUCUGUCCAGGCACAUGAAGACUCACAAAGGAGAGAAACCAUUCAGCUGUAGUGACUGUGGGAAAAGUUUCAAUCGCAAAGAGUACCUAACGGAACAUAUACGGACUCACACAGGAGAGAAACCAUUUAGCUGUGGCGUCUGUGGGAAAACCUUCAGUCAAAGGGGAGCCCUGGGGAGGCAUAUACGGACUCACACAGGAGAGAAACCGUUUAGCUGUGGCGACUGUGGGAAGAGAUUCCGGCAGAAGGGUGACCUAGGGAAGCAUAUGUUGACGCACACAGGAGAGAAAAUAUUUAGCUGUGGUGACUGUGGGAAAUGCUUCAGUCGCAAUCAUACUACCUGAUCAGUUACGGACUCAUACAGAGGGGAGCAGUCGUCACAGCUAAACGGUUUAAGGGUGGAGGCAUAUAUUGACACACACAGGUGAUAAGCACACGGUUGCUCAGUUUGUGGGUGAACAUUCAUUCGUAAGGCUCAUCUGCUGAAACACGUGAAUCAAGUCCACGAAGAAAGAAAUCAGGACAAAAGCGGAAAGAAAGAAAAUUAGGACGUAACGUCUUCUGUCAGAUGGGAGUAAAAGUUCAAGUUUUUGUCAUGUGCACAGGAUAAGAAAAAAGAAGAAAACCCGCACACUGCUCUGGCUAGUAUCGUUGCUCUUUAUUAAGCUUUACGUAUCAGCCUCAAGGCCUUCGUUAGAGCUUUGAGGCCGAUACGUAAAGCUUAAUAAAGAGCGGUGAUACUAGCAAGAGCGGUGAUACUAGCAAGUGCAGUGUGCGGGUUUCUUCUUUGAUCUUAUCUUAUUCAACUGUUACCAUGCACCUGCAACAAAGAUGGCGCAGAUGUGCGAGUGCCUUUUUAAAAUUUAAAUGCACAGGAUCUACAUGGUGUACAAUAAAAUGCUUACUUGCAGGUUCACCUCCUUGACAAUGCAACAACAAUAGAAUACAAGUAUAACAAUAAUACAGCUCAAUUGAAUAACAAUAAAAUAAGUAUAAAUGCAAGGAGGCCACUCAAACAAAUUUACAGUAGAAUAUUUACACGUGUGUUAAGGGAGGGGAAUGUGAAGAGCAAAGUGUUGAAUUGUGCAAUAGUUAAGCAAUAAUUAGUUGAUGUUUAGUAGUAGCAGCAGUCAUGGUGUAUGUGCAUCUGUGCCAAGGUGUGGCGAGUCGGUGCAAAGGAGCUGGUGGUGGUCAGUGCCAGUUCAGGUGUUCAGCAGUCUGAUGGCUUUUGGGUAGGAACUGUCUCUGAGCCUGGUGGUCCGAGGCACAACUCUCUGAUACCGUCUGCCCGACAUUUAAGGGAGUGAACAGUCAGUGGCUGGGAUGUGUGGGGUCCUUGAUAAUAUUACGGGCCUUUCUCGGGCACUGCUUGGGGAAAACGCCCUGUAUAUGGGUGGGACCACGGUCCCAAUGAUGGACUGGACCUUCUAGACCAGAGUGGUGGUGUUGACCGUUGUGAAAAAAAGUACUACUUAAUCACUACACAAAACAUAUUUGUGCAGUAGUGACUAUGUAGAGACUUGUAGGAAUUGUGUAGUCAAAAUACUAUAGAUUCACUACAACAUCUGUUCAAUAGUCAGAGCUUCUAGUGCUUGUUUGUAGAGUGAAUAAGUAGUUACGAAACUUCAGCCAGACUACGGCGUCUUUUCAGUAGUGAUCAGGGCCCGGUUUCCCGAUUAGCGUCGGAACCUAGGCUUAACGACAGAUGUCACGCCCGUUUCCCAAAACGCCAUGCAGUGCACUCGUUACGAAGUGAAACCUAACUGUCAUUACAGAAGCUUUCCCGUGCUAAAAAUUAUUCCAGAAUAUCGGCUGAAGAGCUUUCCAUGUGUUAUGUAUCCUAAGUGUUUUCUCGUGCUAUUUUGUAUUACCAUGUUUGAUUUAUGUCAAAUCUGCAUUUCUUCAGUUUGUGUAACUGAACAAGGACGAGUGAAGCCGAAGGUCAGUCGCUCGCUCGUUCCCCUAGGUCGCCAUUUUAUAAAAUAUCAAGGUGACCUAAAAGUAGGAUAUGAUAACAAUGGUUCUUGUAAUUGCUCAACAAACCAUUGUAGCCUAAUGGCAGGCAGUAAUUGGGCUUCAAGUAGGUCUACAGAUAUUCUAUAAUUAAACGUGAAGUAGCAAGUUAAGCGACGUUGUCAUAAGACCUAAUAGGUUAUUGGUUAAGCUACAGUGAAAUGUGUGAGCUUUUAGAUAACAGGACACUGUCGGCCUCAUAGAUACGUAUGUUGGAGCGGCUCAGAUGUAACCCGAUGGCUGAAUACUAGGUAGUUCUAUUGAUGACAUCCCUUUCAUGCAUGUCCAAACGGUCUUAGCUGUUAGCCGUUGUCAGAGGUGUAAUUGUGUUUAGCCUAGCUGUUUGCUAGCCCCAUUGAAAUGUAGAAAUGCAGCCUGUUUUCGUCACGCUGGCUAGCUAAUAAGUAUGUGUUUUGUAUGCAAAUGUACAGUAAGCUCAUAAGUAUUCUUACACAUUCUACUUACCUAUUUUGACCUGUUGCGAAGGAGGCCCUCGACAUAAGACUAGAGGCCAUUGUUGGUAGGAUUAACAUUGUUUAUCAUGUUUUUUUUUUUUUUUUCAUUUUCUUAUUUGACCUCUGUGAGCAGAUCAUUGAUAAUGGUUAAUAAUUGUUUGUUUCGUGUGCAUGUCUUUUUUUUAAUAGAAAAUAAAAUAUAAACUCUGGAUGUGGAAAGCUGAGGUUCUAAGUAGAAUGACACAAUGUACGGGAAAUUGUGUACGACGCAAUAUGUAUGUCUAUUAUGAAAAACCUACUUCAUUUAAGCUAAGGGCCGCAGAAUGAGCAGUGAUGCUCCUUGGGUUGUACACUGUGGAUUUGGAAACUAGCAGUGCCCCUGAGUAGAAUGGGACCCCCUUUUACUGCAACACGAUGUACAGGAAAUGGUGUGCUACGGAGCAGUAUGUCCAAUAUGAAAAACUUUACUGAACAUCGUACAAUGCGAAUGGGCUAAUUAACAAUAGGAUUUAAGUGUUUUCCAAAGUUGAUUAUUAUAAUAUUGUUAUUACUAUUAAUAGUAGCAUUAAAUGUUUUGUUAUUUAUAUAAUUAAUGUUUUAUAUAUUUAUAUAAUUAUCUACAAUAGAAAUCAUUACUUUUAAUGUUGUUAGUCCUAACAAGAAUGUCAAUGCUAUAUUAUUUGUGCUUUAAAAAGGAGAUUAAUUUAUCAUUAUUCAACCAUAUGAAAAAAAAUAAUCUUCCCUAAAUGUUAUACAUUUCGACCAUUUGUAUUUUUCACCAUUGCGGGACUUUUAUUUUGGAGGAAAAUCGCUGAGGUCAUGGUCUUAUUCUUGAUUGGUCUUGCUUAUUCUUGCUGGCAGAACGGAGGUGCUAUAGAGACUGCUGCGGACUACACCAGAGAGAGAACUGUGGAAUAGGUGUGUAUAUACAUCUACUGAUCGCUAGCUAUAGUUCUACUCUAUUAAUAAACUGUUCAGGCUAA